This is a messenger RNA of Gossypium arboreum, 471 nucleotides long. RefSeq lists its product as uncharacterized. Bases 1 to 471 code for a protein of 156 amino acids. Lineage: Eukaryota; Viridiplantae; Streptophyta; Magnoliopsida; Malvales; Malvaceae. The record is from RefSeq and is a predicted model, not a curated record. The transcript has a single exon.
AUGUUACUGAAAGUUUAUGAUUGUGUGAUCAAGUAUCAUCUGAGGAAAGUGAAUGUAGUUGUAGAUGCUUUGAGUCACAAGUCUCUGGUUGAUUUGAUGCUUAUGUUUGCGAGGUUGUCUAUCUCUGAUGAUGGGUUUUUGUUGGCUGAACUUCAGGUGAGGUCGGUUCUUUCACAACAGAUUUGUAAGCAUCAGCCUUUUGAUGAGAGUUCGACUCAUCGAGUUGAGUCAGGUAUUCAUGGGGAUUUUGAUCUCAACUCUAAUGGUCUUCUGUGUUUUCGAGGUUGCUUGUGUGUUUCGGAGGACGAGGAUCUGAGACACUUGAUUCUUAUCGAGGCUUGUAGCAGUCCUUUUACUAUGCAUCCCAGUGGGAAUAAAUUGUAUCAAGAUCUUUGGGUUCUGUAUUGGUUGCCUGGGUUGAAGAAGAAUGUUACAGACUUUGUUGCGAGUGUUUGGUUUGUUAGAGAGUGA